AUGAAUAAGGACUUGGAAGAAAGUCCAGAGAUGACUUCACAAGCAAAGAGACGCAGAAUGUUGCAAUUUGAUAAUGAAGUUGUUGGGACAUCUCUUUACAGUGAGAUGCCUUCGACUUUCUUAAAGUCAGAGGAUAAAGAGGAUUUCAUUGGAAAUGAUUUGCCAGACUGGGUUUCCUUGUUUACAGAAGAUGAUGUGCCUAUGUCUGGUUUUGAUGGCCUUGAUCAGUCAUCUGAAAGUUGGCUUGCUGAUUGCUUCAAUGAUCCUGAUUUCAACUGCAGCUCUGAGAUGAUGAAUUUGUCAGGUGCAUCUGAUAUUGAUGUUUCUGCGUGUAACACGCCACCUGAGGCUGAAGUUGUAGUUGUUGAAGAGCGACCUAAGCAAGUUCGUCGAAAUGUUGUUUUCAAAGGAUCAAAGUCAUAUAUCCAACCUCUUCCGAAGAAGAUAGGUUCAUCAUCAACUAUUGUUUAUCCAUUUGCAUUUGUUAAGCCAUGUGGAGCUCAUGGUGAUGUGACUCUUAAAGACAUAAAUCAGCGGAUUCAUACUCCACUCAAAAAGUCAAUACAAGAAGAGGAUGAGGACCUUACUUCUAUCUACCCAACUUCGGCAUUCUCUGGUAAGCCAGUAGUUGGCAAGACUAAAAUUCGAACAGAUAGAGGGAACGGAUGCAUAACCAUCAUGAGGACUAAGGGAUGAGUUCACUUACAAAUCUCUUCAUUUUUCUGGGAAUUUAAUGUUAUCUUGACAUGUCGUCAGUUUGACGGCCAAAGUAGAUAAUGAUGAUGAUGAUGAUGGUCGGUCUUCUAGGAGACCCUACCCUAAACCUCUGUUCUUUAUUUUUCUUUGUCUUGAACUCUUAUCUAGUGGGGAAACAAUUGUUCUACUAAUGUUAUAUUAUUAAUUGUUUGAAAUCAUAGUUCAUGAACUUAUGGAAACAUCUUAUACUAAUAUC
This is a messenger RNA of Impatiens glandulifera, 952 nucleotides long. RefSeq names its product protein XRI1-like. The record is from RefSeq and is a predicted model, not a curated record. The transcript has 6 exons. Gene Ontology annotation, biological process: female meiotic nuclear division; male meiotic nuclear division. The coding region runs from base 1 to 696 and encodes 231 amino acids. Lineage: Eukaryota; Viridiplantae; Streptophyta; Magnoliopsida; Ericales; Balsaminaceae.